AGAACCCUCCCAUUGUCAGGUGAUGGACAGUCCCUUUAAAGGGAGUGUACUAGAGGGGAGUCUGCAGAUAUCUUCACACUUGCUCACCGAUUCCUCUGUUUGCCUGGUAAGGAAAAUUCACCUUUUAUUUACAAAUUCAUACAUUUCUUAAAAUGUUGAAGAUGCUUUCUCAGCUCAGCAGUUUUUUGGGAAUUAUACAAGACACUUGUGCUGUAUUUGAGUGAGCUGUUAAUGAUUUAAAUAUUAUUUCAUGUAGUAUGACUUGCUUGCUAUGACAUGCAAAUUGACUUACAGUAUCAGUUUGCCAAUAUGAGUACAGUUGAGGGAAGAAAUGUCUGAAUAUUGCUAAAAUAAUGUUGGAUUUGGUCUGUUUAUCUAUAAUAUACACCAUCCAACAGUCAUCAUAACUGGUCAUAUAUAAACAGGGAUAUGGGUAUGAUAGCGUUUAAUUGUUUACCACUAAUUCACAUGACCACAUUACCAGUCUCCAGGCUGCACCCAUUAAAAGUCAUUGAGAGAGGAGAUAAGCAUUUCCUUAGGUGAUGCGUUGAGGUGGAAGUUCUGGCUCCUGGUCUUGGCUAAGUGUAUCCUGAGGGGAUCAUAAAGCUACCACGGUGUGUUCUACGAGUACUCCUGGACCCCAGGGUCAACACUAACUACAUGGAUUUAUAACGUGUUUAAAUUGAUGGAAUAUUACUCUCAUCAACAUAACAAUGCCCACGCCAUCACAUGACUGAGAAUCUGAAACCUUCAUUAAUUAACGCACAUCUUUGUACGGGCUAUGUUUGUACUGGGACUCGGGCUACACUUUUGCAGGUUAAUUAUCCACACAUCUGCUGCUGGGGGAAGUAAGCUAAGGAUGUUUUUGAAACAGGACUGCAGAGGUAUCCUCAUCACCUUACCUAAUCAAUAUCAGUAGUCCAGUAAAUAUCAGUUGGUUUUAUACAAAAAAAUGACAGAGCUGACCUUGAUUAGCAUUUUUAUUUUACCAUUUCAAUGCAGGAGUCCUUGGUCUUUCCGGUCCUCAAAGGAGAUCUGUUGUAUUUGUUCUUGGUAAGAAUACAAAUCAGAGAUGUUGUAAUAUCUGAUUAUCCCUGAUUGUUUUAAUAGCUGAGAGAUUUAAUAAGCUUUGAUUAUAACUCAUUUGAUUAUUAAUUCAUUAUCAUUUAGUGCUUUUGAAUCUAACCAUUAAGAAAACUGUGGGAGACCAACUCCCAACUUCCACAAAUGACCCCAAGAUGACUGAAGCUCAAACCACCCAACCCACCACAACCAUCAGCAAACUGUAUCCUAUAUGCACAACCAGGUCAAAGACUGAAAACAGCCAAACCAUUCACACCACCACUGUCCCUCCAGGAAGAGACUACUACAAUACAGACCGCAACAAAGAAGUCUUCCCUACAUCCCAGACUGGGGGAGAAUACACCAGAGCUCAAGAUUACAUCACAAACAUCUCUACACUCAAGACUGAGAGAAACGACACAGAAGAUGAUAUUAACGUCACCCAUUCUUUCAAGAAUGAGAUGGUGAAGUAUAGUGAUGUCAUACCAACAUCUCAGUCCAAUGGAAACCAUACUCAAGAUGGGGGCAAGGACUUUGAUGACCAAGGCUCCAUUGCCUCCGAUAUGACCCAAACUGAGAACUAUAAUAUCACCACAGAGCCUACCCCUACAGCUACUGCAAGAUCCACAAUGGGAGACAUGACUGUAAAUGCUGCUUUAACCAGAAAGAAGAUGAGGUCUUGUAAAAUAUUUAGCUGUAUCGGCAUAACGUGCUACAAACAUGUGAAGGUCAUGGAGGACUUGUGUGAGGAGGGUAUGGACUUCUGUGAGCUCAAGAAAGCCUCAAGCCAGGUCACCUGGAAUACCUACGUGGCCGUGUGGAGUGCUGGAUGCGCCAGAGACUGCAGACAGAGCACUAAGUGUGGUCCCUUCAGCUCGUACCAAUGCCACAAUGAGUGUUGUGUGGCUGGGUCUGUCUCCUGUCUCAGACUGGAUGGUUCUCUCAACAUGCCUGUCAACUCUGCCUGCUGUGGCCUGGGGAGUCUCUCCCUCCUGGCUCUGAGUGUAACCUCUCUACUGGACAAUCUACUCAACACUCGCUAAUUUACUAACCUUCAUGUGACAUUAGACUCACUUUAGAAUGCAGAGGGUUUAGUAUGGAUCGACUAAAUGCAUAUUUCAGUUUUGUCAUAUCCACUGCUUGGGCGUCAUUGGUUCUUUCAUGUUUUCUUCAUCUGUGAAUGCAAGCUCUUGUGAAAAUAAAACUGUUUUCCAGCUUUA
Molecule: messenger RNA, 2282 nt
Organism: Oncorhynchus kisutch (coho salmon)
Lineage: Eukaryota; Metazoa; Chordata; Actinopteri; Salmoniformes; Salmonidae
Exons: 3
Coding region: 1239-2105 (288 amino acids)
Source: RefSeq, a predicted model, not a curated record